AUGGAUAUUAAUAAUAAUUUAUUAAAUUUAAUGAAAUCAAUUGAUUUUUCUUGUAAAAAGCAUAGAGAUCAAAGAAGAAAAGAUUCACACUCAACACCUUAUAUAAACCAUCCAAUUGGCGUUACAUAUAAACUAACACAAGCUGGUAUAAAUGAUUUUGAUAUUCUUCAAGCUGCAAUUUUACACGAUACAGUUGAAGAUACCAACACAACAGAAGAAGAACUUGUUAAAGAGUUUGGUAGAAAGGUUGCCACAAUAGUAAUGGAAGUUACCGAUGAUAAAUCAGAAUCAAAAGCCGAUAGAAAAAGACACCAAAUUGAACACGCUAAACAUAUUAGUAAAGAAGCAAAAUCUGUUAAAUUAGCCGACAAACUUUUUAAUUUAUCCGAUAUUCAAACCAAUGCACCACCAUCAUGGUCCAUUGAUGUUAUUCAAGGUUAUUUUAUUUGGGCCAAAGCUGUUAUACAAAAUCUUAGAGGAACAAAUCAAAUUUUAGAAUCCCAAUUGGAUGAAAUUUUUUCAUCAACAUUUAUAAAAGGUGAUAAACAUUAUCCAACCAUCCCUUGUACUCCUGAAGAAGAACCAAAAUUAUUGGAAAACUAUUAUAAAAUUAUUAUAAUGUUAUAG
Molecule: messenger RNA, 627 nt
Organism: Dictyostelium purpureum
Lineage: Eukaryota; Evosea; Eumycetozoa; Dictyosteliales; Dictyosteliaceae
Exons: 2
Coding region: 1-627 (208 amino acids)
Molecular function (GO): guanosine-3',5'-bis(diphosphate) 3'-diphosphatase activity
Source: RefSeq, a predicted model, not a curated record